AAUAUUGUUCAACCGUUCAUAAAAGAUAUGACUGAAUUUUGAUCCUGACCGUAACACAUUCACACAUCACCGAACCGAGUGUAACCAACACGUGUUUUUUAUUCGGUUCAUUAUUUCAUCAUUUAUUCAAGAAUUUCUCGUUCUUGUUGUGGCUCAAGAGAAAAAAUCUAUUCACUGCCUUGUUAUUCGAUUCCUUGGUAAAUAUCUCAAAUCACAAAAUGUCUUGGUUAUUUGGUUAUUCAAGUCCACAACAGCCAACUGGUAUGCCUGGAUCGCCUGAUGGCGGUGGUGGUAUUCCUGGUGGUCUUGGCGGCAGCAAUGUUGGUGCCGGUGGAAGUGGUGGCGGUGGAUCUGGUGGUAUUUUAUCCGGUGGCGGCAGUGGUGGCAGUGGUAAAAUGAAUCCAUAUCAAUUCGAUUCUUCCGCAUUGGAACGUGCCGCAAAAGCUGCAAAAGAAUUGGAACAAUCUCGUUAUGCGGAAGCAGCACUUGAUUUAGCCCAACAACAAGAAAAGACCAAACAGCUGGAUUUACAGAAAACAAUCAAAGAAUAUGAACAGGCAAUGGCAAGCGCACAGAUCGAGGCAAAAAAACAGGAGCAAGAACAUCGUCGACGGAUGUUGGCCGAAGAAUCAAAACAGGCUCAAUUGAAAGCACAAUAUGAAGAUCAAUUAGCCCGAAAACGUUUCGAAGAUCAGUUGGCUCAACAACGAGCAGCUAAUGAUGAGAAUCUUAAACGUCAAGAAGAAUCUGUUGUCAAACAAGAAGCUAUUCGAAAAGCAACUUUAGAAAAAGAGAUGGAAUUACGUGCAUCAGCCGAUGCUAAACGAAUUGAAGCAGAAAUUCGAGGUCAAGCACAAGCAGAACGACAAAAUCGUGAUAUUCGACUUGAACAAUUGAAGGCAAAAGCGGCUGAAGAUCGAACAACAUUGUUAGAAGCUAUAGUGACAGCUGGUGAUGUGUUUGGUAAAGGUUUUCGGGCAUUCGUUUCCGAUUGGGAACGUGUAUCAGCAACGGCUGUCGGUGUUACAUUGAUUGCUGCCGGUAUAUAUACCGCUAAGCAUGGUAUCGGUUUAGCUGGUCGUGUACUCGAAGCACGUGUUGGAAGACCAUCUUUAGUACGUGAUACAUCUCGUUUGAAUAUGAUUGAUGGUCUACAACAUCCAUAUAAAACUAUCAAACGAUUAGCAUUAAGUCGUAAGCCAGCGGAUGCAUUGAGAGGUGUCAUACUUGAGCCUAGUCUUGAAGAACGUCUUCGUGAUAUCGCUAUUGCGACAAAAAAUACAAAGAAAAAUGGUGGUCUUUAUCGUAAUGUAUUGUUCUAUGGUCCUCCAGGUACGGGUAAAACAUUGUUCGCUAAACGUUUGGCUGAACAUUCCGGUAUGGAUUAUGCAAUCAUGUCAGGUGGUGAUGUUGCACCAAUGGGUCGUGAUGGUGUAACGGCCAUACAUAAAUUAUUCAAUUGGGCAACAACAUCACGUCGUGGCCUUUUGUUGUUUGUCGAUGAAGCUGACGCUUUUCUUCGUAAACGAGCUUCCGAAACUUUAAGUGAACACUUACGAUCAGCAUUGAAUGCCUUCCUUUAUCGUACGGGUGAUCAAUCGAAUCGUUUUAUGUUGGUGUUAGCAUCGAAUACACCCGAACAAUUUGAUUGGGCCAUACAUGAUCGUUUAGAUGAAAUGAUUUCAUUCAAUCUACCUACAUUAUCUGAACGUGAACGUUUAGUACGGUUAUAUUUUGAUAAAUUUGUUUUGGAACCAUCUGUUAGUCGUCGAAGUCGCCUUAAAUUGGAUGUAUUUGAUUAUGAUUCCACUUGUACAGAGAUUGCUGAAAAAAUUGAUGGUCUUUCUGGUCGUGAAAUUGCUAAAUUGGCUGUUGCAUGGCAAGCAUCCGCAUAUGCAUCUGAAAAUGGUAUAUUAACACGUGAAAUGAUGAUGACCAAAGUGAAUGAUGCUAUUGAACAACAUCGUCGUAAAAUGGAAUGGCAAGCCGAAGAGGAACGUAUUAAACAAGAAGCAAAAACCGUAUGGGAAGCUGAGAAAAUUUUUUUUACUGCAUUACGUGCAGCUGAAUCACAAUAUCGACGAUCACCAUCAUCAUCAUCAUUAUCACCAUCUUCAUCAUUAUCCACAUCAUCAUCAUCAUCUUUAACAACAAAUUCAUCAACAUCAUCAUCAUCGUCAAAUCAUUAUCAACAAUCAACAUCUAUUGCUGAUGCACAACAUCGACGUGAUUUAAAUGUACUAAUCUAUAUACGACGACGAUUAGCAAUGUGCGCACGUAAACUUGGUAAAUUACGUGAAUCGGUUAAAAUGAUGAGAGAUUUAAUCAAAGAAUUUCCAAUGAUGAAUCUAUUCAAUAUACAUGAAAAUCUUAUUGAAGCAUUGCUUGAAAUGAAUGCUUAUGCCGAUGUACAGGCAUUAUUAGCAAAAUAUGAUGAUAUUAAUCUGCCCAAAUCGGCAACAAUUUGUUAUACAUCCGCUCUAUUAAAAUCAAGAAAUAUUGGUGAAAAAUUUUCACCAGAUAGUGUAGUGAAACGUGGCCUUUCAAUGGCCGAAAUGAAUGCUGUUGAAGCUAUACAUCGUGCCGUUGAAUUCAAUCCACAUGUACCAAAAUAUUUAUUGGAAACAAAAAAGCUAAUAUUUCCACCCGAACAUAUACUUAAACGUGGUGAUAGUGAAGCAAUUGCCUAUGCAUUUUUUCAUCUAUCCCAUUGGAAACGUAUUGAUGGUGCAUUAAAUCUUUUGGAUUGUACAUGGAAAGGAACAUUUCGAAUAAUACCAUUUCCAUUGGAAAAAGGUCAUCUAUUUCAUCCAUAUCUAACCUGUACUGAAUGUACUGAUCGUGAACUUUUACCAGAUUAUCAUGAAGUAUCUGUUUAUCCAAAAAAAUCGUUACCAUUUUUCAUACGAUUCACUGCUAGUCUUUGUACAUUGACAGCCAUUAUGACAUUUAUUUUUUAUCAAUAUCCGGUGCAAAUUGUAUUUAUUGUACAAUCAUAUAUAAACUGGUUAAAUGAUUUAUCCGCUACCAUCAUGGAUCGUCUUGAAUUUAUGUUACCAAAUUGGGCAUUUCAAUGUUAUCUGACGAAAAAUUGUUGGCAAUAAAAUUCGAAAAAAAUACUCGCAAAAAUGAUGAUGAUUAUUAUUAUUUAUUUUUAAAAAUUUUCGAACAAACAAAAAAAACUGAAAAAAAUUAUAAUUGGCUAAAGAAGAACAAAUA
Messenger RNA from Dermatophagoides pteronyssinus (European house dust mite), 3219 nucleotides. RefSeq names its product suppressor of tumorigenicity 7 protein homolog. Gene Ontology annotation, molecular function: protein binding. Lineage: Eukaryota; Metazoa; Arthropoda; Arachnida; Sarcoptiformes; Pyroglyphidae. The record is from RefSeq and is a predicted model, not a curated record.